GGGAGGGGAAGGAAUGAAUAUAUCCUGGUCUCGGGCACUGUGAAUGUGGGCGUGGUCAGUAAAUGAAGAGGUCAGAGAGGCUCCUGUUGCCUCAUGGGAUGAUCUUUCCACUCCACUGCAUCUCAUCCCCCACACAACACACACUCUCUUUUUCUAGAAAAUAAACCCAUCGUCUCUCUCGGUGGGGAAUGGCGAUCUAUGGAAUGAAACAAGCCGUCUCGUCUCGCCUCGUCUUCAUUUUCUAAGGAAAAUGUCAUAGUAUCGAUUACAUAAAACUUUUUAGUUUAGAAGGGUACCCCAUCUUCCGAAGACAACAACAAUUUUAGCAUUUCUCAGUGAACCAAGACUACAACAACCAGCAAAUCUUGGCUCCUUGAAAUCCUCCUUCAGCAAAUCUUGGCUGCUUGAAGUCCUCCUGCGACGCACCCACCCACCCCGCCCAAACGACAAAUUUCAACUGCCCCCCAAUAACGGAUGCUCCAUCCUCCUCUCUCUUCCAACAUCACCACCAAUGGUGCAUACACAGCAGCAGUGGAGGAGCAGCAGUUGUUGCGGUUGCUAGAUGGGUGCACCGGUGGCAUUCGGCCAGCCAAGCGCAUCCAUGCCCACAUCAUCAUACGCGGUUUAGCCCAAUCCAACUUCCUCAUUGCCAAGCUUCUCAGAAAGGCCACCACAAUCCAUCGCCCAGAAGAUUACGAUACCACCACAUCAUCAACGUCCAUGGACUACUCUCAACUGGUGUUUGAGCAGGUCUCUCGGCCCAACGCCUUCCUAUGGACCACCCUCAUCCGUGCCUACGCCCUCAGAGGAGGCCCAGAGGCCUUCCUCCUCUACAAUCGCAUGGCUGCCCUUGGCACCCCCCGCCCCAUCUCCUUCACAUUCUCUGCUCUUUUCAAAGCCUGCUCAGCCUCCCAACAAGGGAAAGAUAUUCAGGCCCACACCCUCAAGCUUGGCUUUGACUCCGAUCUCUAUGUCCAAAACACGCUCAUAGACCUCUAUGUGAGAUGCGGGUGCGUGAAUGAUGCACGUCGGGUGUUCGACACAAUGCCCACCAGAGAUAUCAUAUCAUGGACGGCCAUGAUCGUGGCUUAUGCUAAAGGCGGAGACAUGGAGGCUGCAAGGUGCCUGUUUGACAGCCUCCCGCACAAGGACAUGGUGUCGUGGACCGCAAUGCUUUCAGGUUAUGCUCAGAAUGCAAAACCACAGGAAGCCUUGCAGUUAUUUGAGGAGAUGAAGGCGGCUGGAGUCCCAAUAGACGAGGUCACCCUCGUGGGUGCCAUCAAUGCUUGCGCCCAGCUUGGGGUCCUGCAUCUCGCCCGACAGAUCCACAGCCUGGUGAUGGACUAUGGUGGUCCGGAGAGUGUCGUGGUGGGCUCAGCACUCAUCGACAUGUAUGCCAAGUGCGGCAGCCUGAAGGAGGCAUACCAAGUUUUCGAGAAAAUGACAGUGAAGAAUGUGUUCUCUUACAGUGCGAUGAUCGGUUCAUUUGCAAUGCACGGACAUGGUAGGGCCGCACUUCGGCUCUUCUCCCAAAUGCAGGCAACAGACAUCCCUCCAAACAGCGUGACAUUCAUUGGGGUGUUGGCCGCGUGCAGCCACACGGGACUAGUCGAAGAGGGCGUCCAGUGCUUUGCCACCAUGCAAGAUGAGUACAGGAUCAGUCCAUCUGCGGAUCACUACGCAUGCAUGGUGGACCUCUUGGGGCGUGCAGGUCGCUUGGAGGAGGCACAUGAGCUGCUCAAGACGAUGCCUAUCAAGCCUCACGCCGGGGUGUGGGGGGCAUUACUCGGAGCAUGCAGGAUCCACGGGAAUGCAAACCUGGCAGAGGUGGCUGCCAAGCAUUUGUUUGAGGUGGAGCCAGACGGGAUCGGGAAUUAUGUGCUCCUCUCCAACAUUUAUGCCGCUGCGAAAAGGUGGGACGAUGUGCGUCGGGUAAGGAAGGAGAUGAGGGGAAGAGGGCUGAGGAAGAACCCAGGGUGCAGCUGGGUGGAGGGGAAAGAGGGAGUGCAGAAGUUCUUUGCGGGGGACGUAUUAUCGGAGGAGAUAGAGACUGCAUUGGAAGAGCUGUUGGAGAAGGCAAGUGCAGCAGGUUAUGUACCAAAGUUGGAUUGUGUGGUUUACGACGUGAGCGAUGGAGAGAAGGAGCAGGUUCUGAAGAGACACAGUGAGAAGGUGGCACUCGCCUUUGGGCUGCUCACUAUGGAGUCCCGCAUACGGAUCGUCAAGAACCUUAGGAUGUGCGACGACUGCCACUUGCUCAUGUGCGUGGCAUCGAGGGUGGCAGAGCGGGAGAUUGUUGUGAGGGAUAACAUGCGCUUCCAUCACUUCAAACAGGGGGCUUGUUCUUGUGGGGAAUUCUGGUGAAUUAAUGUGUUACAUUCAUUCAGUUACGGUGUUACAUUCUUUCUUUCAUUUAUGAUAAUGGUGUUCUUCACUCCUCACCGAUUAGUUGUUCAUGUGCGUGGCAUCGAGGGUGGCAGAGCGGGAGAUCGUUGUGAGGGGCUUGUUCUUGUGGGGAAUUCUGGUGAAUUAAUGUAUUACAUUCAUUCAGUUACUGUGUUACAUUCUUUCUUUCAUUUAUGAUAAUGGUGUUGUUCACUGCUCA
Amborella trichopoda is the source of this 2605-nucleotide messenger RNA. RefSeq names its product Pentatricopeptide repeat (PPR) superfamily protein. NCBI's taxonomy places the organism in Eukaryota, Viridiplantae, Streptophyta, Magnoliopsida, Amborellales, Amborellaceae. Gene Ontology annotation, biological process: RNA modification. The record is from RefSeq and is a predicted model, not a curated record. Gene Ontology annotation, molecular function: protein binding; RNA binding; zinc ion binding.